AUGGGCGACCGUCGAGGCGAUGAGGGCAUGCGCCAGCAGCCCCCGUUCUCGUCCGGUCAUCAGGAGAGGGUCUAUGACGGCGGCGGCCCGGCGCCGUACGGGAGCGAUUAUGAUCCUGGAUCAUCAUACAUGUCGCUUCUCGGCACCGGCAUCAACAACCCCCAGCCGCCGCCGUGGGCUGUCGAGGAGGUCACUGCCGCGACUCCGAUUAAUCUGACGCCUCAGUUUUCCAUGGGAAACUACGUGCCGACGUCGUCCUACCAGCAACAGACCACCUUCUCACCCCUCGCCAACCUCCACCCCUACCAGUCGUCGUCAUCGUCAUAUUUCCACGCCGACCCGCCGACACAAUGGCCUCCACGAGCGACGCAGCCGCCCUCCUCUUCCCUGCUGCUGCCCCGCAACUUCGCGGUCCACCACACGGGGCCAUCCACGCACUACGAGCAGCACAUGCAACUAAUGCGCGCGGCGGCGCUCGGCAGUCAGCACGCGGCACCGGCGGCGCCUCCAAUCGAGCAACCGGCCAAGGACGGGUACAACUGGCGCAAGUACGGGCAGAAGCAGCUCAAGGACGCCGAGUCGCCGCGGAGCUACUACAAGUGCACCCGGGACGCCUGCCCCGUCAAGAAGAUCGUCGAGCGCUCCUUCGACGGCUGCAUCAAGGAGAUCACCUACAAGGGCCGGCACACCCACCCGCGCCCACCGGAGCCCCGGCGCGGCGGCCAAGCAGGUGGCGAUGAUGCCGCCGCGGCCGCUGCCGCCGCCGGGGCUGAGGAGGACGAGGCGAGCGACGACGAUAUGCUGAAUGAAGAUGGCGGCGACGAGGGCCAUGACAUUGGCAGCGGCGCAGGUGGUGCGGCGGGACAGAGGGUGGUGAAGAAGCACAAGAUCAUACUGCAGACGCCGAGCGAGGUCGAUCUCCUCGACGACGGCUACCGGUGGCGCAAGUACGGCCAGAAAGUGGUCAAGGGCAACCCCCGUCCCAGGAGCUACUACAAGUGCACCGCCGAUAACUGCAACGUGCGCAAGCAGAUCGAGAGGGCGUCCACGGAUCCCAGGUGCGUCCUGACGACGUACACUGGCCGGCACAGCCACGACCCGCCAGGCAGGGGUGCCGGAGCCGCCGCUGCUCCCACCGCUGGCGGCGGCUCCUCUUCCGAUCCUACGGGGAACCCGGCCGGCGGCACAUUGCAUCAGUCAAGUGGCACUCAUCGGCUGAAAGAAGAGAGCCGGGAUUAA
Messenger RNA from Lolium rigidum, 1239 nucleotides. RefSeq names its product probable WRKY transcription factor 58. The record is from RefSeq and is a predicted model, not a curated record. The transcript is spliced from 3 exons. Gene Ontology annotation, molecular function: sequence-specific DNA binding; DNA-binding transcription factor activity. Gene Ontology annotation, biological process: regulation of DNA-templated transcription. The coding region runs from base 1 to 1239 and encodes 412 amino acids. Lineage: Eukaryota; Viridiplantae; Streptophyta; Magnoliopsida; Poales; Poaceae.